CGCGAUUUCUCUGAAACGUCAUCCUCCAUCGACGAUCUUUUCACAUUGUAAACAUUUGCACAGGGAUCAGAAACUGAGCAAAGAAACUCAUGGAGAAUCUUGUGAAGAUUCAUGGAGCUGGUGGCUAUGACUCUGACUUCAGUGAUGAUGAUGGAGAGGGAGACUCCUCGGAGAAAGCGAGAGAGAGGAAACGUGAGGUGGAAAUCUUACAGAAGCCAUUCGAAAAAGGUCGGCACUCCAAUGUGGCUCACCGUAGUUUACACUCCUGUGAAGUGGACAGAGAGGAAGCCAGAAACAGAAGAGCCCAUCUGAUUUCAAUGAAUGCUUUUGAGCGGCACAAGAAGUUUGUCGGUGACUACAUUUUGUAUUAUGGUGGACAGAUGGCCGACUUCAGACGCUCUGCAGCUAAAGACAAAACCGAUCUGGACGUGCUGCGUGAAAAUCACCGCUUCCUCUGGAGGGACGAGGAUGAGGAUGACAUGACAUGGGAAAAAGAAAUUGCCAAGAAGUAUUACGACAAGCUGUUUAAAGAGUACUGCAUUGCAGAUCUCAGCAGGUACAAGGAGAACAAGUUUGGAUUUCGUUGGCGAACAGAAAAUGAAGUUGUUUCUGGAAAAGGUCAGUUCCAGUGUGGGAAUAAACACUGUGGAAAAGAGGAAGGCCUGAAAAGCUGGGAGGUGAAUUUUGCCUACGUGGAACACGGGGAGAAGAGGAACGCUUUGGUCAAACUCAGACUGUGUCCUGAAUGCUCGUUCAAACUCAACUACCAUCACAAGAGAAAAGAGGUGAAAGUGAAGAGAAAAAGAAAGAUCUCGCAGGAGAAUGAAGAACCAACAAAGAAGAAGAAAAAGAAGAGGAGGAAAUCCUCCUCUCAUUCUAAAAAAGACAGACACAAGAAGCAGAACGACCUCUCUACCUCCUCCAGCAGUUCAGAGUCAGAGGCGCAAAACUCUGAUAAAGAAGCUGGGAAUGAACCAGACAGCCAAUCAGAAGCUGACCACUGGCGAGGCCCCGCCCCUGCUGUGGAGGAAAAAUCAAGGGAGGAAGAGUUUGAUGACUACUUUGAAGACAUGUUUCUUUGAAUCUGCUGGUAUCAGCGGCAACCCUGCUGUGACUACACUUCCUUUUGUAUCCCACUGAUAUUAAGUAUGUUCUAUUUGGGUCUUGCGUGCAUGAAAUAAACAUAAUGUUUACCCUG
Molecule: messenger RNA, 1198 nt
Organism: Gambusia affinis (western mosquitofish)
Lineage: Eukaryota; Metazoa; Chordata; Actinopteri; Cyprinodontiformes; Poeciliidae
Gene: fra10ac1
Product: FRA10A associated CGG repeat 1
Exons: 14
Coding region: 90-1082 (330 amino acids)
Biological process (GO): dephosphorylation
Molecular function (GO): phosphatase activity
Source: RefSeq, a predicted model, not a curated record